Impatiens glandulifera is the source of this 928-nucleotide messenger RNA. Its product is annotated as fasciclin-like arabinogalactan protein 6. The coding region runs from base 67 to 786 and encodes 239 amino acids. The record is from RefSeq and is a predicted model, not a curated record. The transcript has 2 exons. NCBI's taxonomy places the organism in Eukaryota, Viridiplantae, Streptophyta, Magnoliopsida, Ericales, Balsaminaceae.
CUCCCAUCUACUAAAAAUCAAUCACCACCACCCGCCGCCGUCCUCCGCCGCCGACCGCCGUUGACAAUGGCCGUCGUUGUUCUUUCUCUCAUCCUAAUCCUGUUCUCUUUCAAUGCCGAAGCUCAAACCCCUUCGGCCCCGGCUCCGGCCGCAUCUGGACCGAUCAACAUUACCGGAAUCCUAGACAAGGCCGGCGGUUACAACACCUUCAUCAAGCUUCUAACAUCGACUCAAGUAGCAAACCAGAUCAACAAUCAAGUCAACAAUUCAAAUGAUGGAAUGACAGUUUUUGCACCGUCCGACAAUGGAUUCAAUAAUCUACCAGGAGGGUACCUUAAUAAUCUCACCACACAACAACAAGUUCAACUUGUUCUUUAUCAUGUCAUUCCUAAGUUCUAUAGUUUUGCUGAUCUUCAAACCGCUAGUAACCCAGUUCACACUCAGGCUUCCGGUCAAGAUGGUCAAGUCUUUGGCCUCUACUUCUCCGCCCAAAACAAUCAGGUAAACAUUUCAACACAUAUUGUAACAACUCAAGUCUACAAUGCAAUCAGAAAGGAUCCCCCAUUGGCGGUUUAUCAAGUCGACAAGGUAUUGUUGCCUGAGGAAUUCACGGAGGCCAAACCGCCGUCGCAAUCUCCGCCGGCACCGGCCACAAAAGAGUCGAACAGCACCAAGCCAGCCACCGCCGCCGACGAACCAUCUCCGUCUAAGAAUGGAGCCGCCGCCGCCGGCAGUCAGAUCGGAUUUGCUCUCUUCGGGUUAUUGAGCUUUGCCUUUAUCUUUUAAUCCACUUAAUUAUAUGGUGGACAUUUUAUUUGUAGUGUUUUUUUUUUUAAUUCAUAUUUGUUUGCCAAGGAUUUUUUAUUUUUGCAAAAAUAACAUUAUAUUUUUCAAUGUAUUAUAAUAUAAUAUUAUAUAUAUUGUGGAA